This is a messenger RNA of Mercenaria mercenaria, 6399 nucleotides long. Its product is annotated as mucin-2-like. Lineage: Eukaryota; Metazoa; Mollusca; Bivalvia; Venerida; Veneridae. The record is from RefSeq and is a predicted model, not a curated record. Bases 1 to 6399 code for a protein of 2132 amino acids. The transcript is spliced from 18 exons.
AUGUAUAUUUGUGGCGUUUACCUAUGGGGUGAAGACUCACCUGCCUACAAUACAGUGAAUGUGGACCUUUUUGAGUGCCUUGAAAAUGAUGUUAGUCUCUAUGAAACUCUAGGCUCAGUGUAUUUAGCUGGAGAUUUUAACAGCAGAGUUGGUGUUAAACAUGAUUUCAUUAUUUACGAUGGCAUAAAUCAGGCAUUUGAUGAUGACUCUUAUGUUCCCGACAAUUACAUGGACCGGGCCUCUUUAGAUAAGACUUAUAAUAACUACGGAGUCAAAUUAAUUGACCUGUGUCGGUCUAGUAAUCUUCGCUUAGUCAACGGGAGAUUAGAUAGUUAUUCUGUAAGUGAUGCAGACUGGUUUGAUGCUGAUUGUAGGUCAUUGAAAAGAGCAUACUUAGACGCACUGAGUGCUUUUAAUAGUUGUAAAAAUUUAGCCAGUAGGCAAUAUUUUUGUCGGUGUAAAAAAGAAUAUAAAGAUUUUAUUCGUAGAAAAAAGAAAGCUUAUAUUAAAAUGAAAUACUCUGAAAUUGAACGAUUACGGUUUUGUAAUCCUAAGCAAUUCUGGAAACAUUUUAAGAAAAAGAAGUCUGCCGUUACAAAAGACAACAUAUCUGUAGAUGAAUUUAGUAAAUAUUUCGAAAAUUUGUCAAACAAUGUAUUUCAGUCACAAAAUGAUGAAUGUAAAUCUUUCUGUAAUGAACAUGAUUUUAAUUCUACUGACUGUAGUUAUGAGGAAUUAAAUGUCCCCAUUACGCUUGAAGAAAUACAGAAGGCUGUAAAGUCACUAAAGUCAAACAAAGCUGCAGGCUCUAUUUUGUCAUACUGUUCUGAAGUAUGGGGCCACAAUACGUCAAAAGAUAUUGAGCGUGUACAUAUGAAAUUUUGUAAAAGGAUCUUAAACGUUAGAAGUAGCACGUGUAAUUCAAGUGUUUAUGGUGAGUUAGGUAGGCAUCCUCUGUAUAUUAAUAGUACUACAACGGCAGCACCAACAACAAGUACUACAACAGCUGCUCCAACAACAAGCACUACAACAGCUGCUCCUACCACAAGUACUACAACGGCAGCUCCAACCACAAGUACUACAACAGCUGCUCCUACCACAAGUACUACAACAGCUGCUCCUACCACAAGUACUACAACGGCAGCUCCAACCACAAGUACUACAACAGCUGCUCCAACUACAAGUACUACAACAGCUGCUCCAACUACAAGUAUUACAACAGAUCCUCCUACCACAAGUACUACAACGGUAGCACAAACCACAAGUACUACAACAGCUACUCCAACUACAAGUACUACAACAGCUGCAUUUACCACAACUCUAACCACAAGUACUACAACGGCUGCUCCUACCACAAGUACUACAACAGCAGCAACAACCACAAGUACUACAACAGCUGCUCCUACCACAAGUACUACAACAGCUGCUUCUACCACAAGAACGACAGCGGUAGCACCAACCAUAAGUACUACAACAGCUCCUCCUACCACAAGUACUACAACGGCAGAUCCAACCACAAGUACAACAAUAUCUGCUCCUACCACAAAUACUUCAACGGAAGCACCAACCACAAGUACUACAACAGCUCUUCCUACCACAAGUACUACAACAGAUGCUCCAACUACUAGCACUGCAACGGCAGCACCAACCACAAGUACUAUAACAGCUGCUCCUACCACAAGUACCACAACAGCAGCUCGAACUAUAAGCACUACAACGACAGCACCAACCACAAGUACUACAACAGCUCUUCUUACCUCAACACCAACCACAAGUACAACAACGGCAGAUCCAACCACAAGUACUACAACAGGUGCUCCUACCACAAGUACUGCAACAGCUGCUCCUAUCGCAAGUACUACAACAGCUGCUCCUACAACAAGUACAACAACAACUGCUCCUACAACAAGUACUACAACGGCAGCACCAACCACAAGUACUACAACAGCUGCUCCAACUACAAGCACUACAACAGCAACUACAAGUACUACAACAGCAGCACCAACCGCAAGUACUACAACAGCUGCUCCUACCACAAGUACUACAACAGCUGCUUCUACCACAAGUUCUACAACGGUAGCACCAACCACAAGUACUACAACAGCUCCUCUUACCACAAGUACUACAACAGCUGCUCCUACCACAAGUACUACAACAGCUGCUCCAACCACAAGUACUACAACAGCUGCUCCUACCACAAGUACUACAACGGCAGCACCAACCACAAGUACUACAACAGCUGCUCCAACUACAAGCACUACAACAGCUGCUCUUACCACGAGUACUACAACAGCUGUUUUUACCACAAGUACUACAACAGAUUCUCCUACCACAACACCAACCACAAGUACAACAACGGCAGCUCCAACCACAAGUACUACAACAGCUGCUCCUACAACAAGUACUGCAACAGCUGCUCCUACAACAAGUACUACAACGGCAGCACCAACCACAAGUACUACAACAGCUGCUCCAACUACAAGCACUACAACAGAUCCUCCUACCACAAGUACUACAACGGUAGCACCAACAACAAGUACUACAACAGCUGCUCCAACUACAACACCAACAACAAGUACUACAACAGAAGCUCCAACCACAAGUACUACAACGGCUGCUCCUACCACAAGUACUACAACAGCAGCACCAACAACAAGUACUACAACAGCUGCUCCUACCACAAGUACUACAAUAGCUGCUUCUACCACAAGUUCUACAACGGUAGCACCAACCACAAUUACUACAACAGCUCCUCUUACCACAAGUACUACAACAGCUGCUCCUAACACAAGUACUACAACGGCAGCUCCAACCACAAGUACUGCAACAGCUGCUCCUAUCGCAAGUACUACAACAGCUGCUCCUACCACAAGUACAACAACGGCGGCACCAACAACAAGUACUACAACACCUGCUCCAACUACAAGCACUACAACAGCUGCUCCUACCACAACACCAACCACAAGUACAACAACGGCAGCUCCAACCACAAGUACUACAACAGGUGCUCCUACCACAAGUACUGCAACAGCUGCUCCUAUCGCAAGUACUACAACAGCUGCUCCUACCACAAGUACUACAACAGCAGCUCCUACAACAUGUACUACAACGGCAGCACCAACCACAAGUACUACAACAGCUGCUCCAACUACAAGCACUACAACAGCUUUUCCUACCACAAGUACUACAACAGCUGUUUUUACCACAAGUACUUACUAUAACAGCUGCUCCACUAAAAGCACUACAACAGCUGCUCCUACCACAAGUACUACAACAGCUCUUCCUACCAAAAGUAAUACAACAGAUCCUCCUACCACAAGUACUACAAUGGUAGCACCAACAACAAGUACUACAACAGCUGCUCCUAAGACAAGUACUACAACGGCAGCUCCAACCACAAAUAAUGCAACAGCUGCUCCUAUCGCAAGUAGUACAGCAGCUGCCCCUACCACAAGUACUACAACAGCUGCUCCUACCACAAGUACUACAAUAUCUGCUUCUACCACAUGUUCUACAACGGUAGCACCAACCACAAGUAAUACAACAGCUCCUCUUACCACUAGUACUACAAGAGCUGCUCCUAACACAAGUACUACAACGGCAGAUCCAACCACAAGUACUACAAUAGCUGCUCCUAACACAAGUACUACAAUAUCUGCUUCUACCACAUGUUCUACAACGGUAGCACCAACCACAAGUACUACAACAGCUCCUCUUACCACUAGUACUACAACAGCUGCUCCUAACACAAGUACUACAACGGCAGAUCCAACCACAAGUACUACAAUAGCUGCUCCUAACACAAGUACUACAAGGGCAACUCCAACCACAAGUACUGCAACAGCUGCUCCUAUCGCAAGUACUAACAUAGCUGCUCCUAAAACAAGUACUACAACAGCUGCUCCUACCAAAAGUAGUACAACGGCAGCUCCAACCACAAGUACUGUAACAGCUGCUCUAACUACAAGCACUACAACAGCUGCUCCUACCACAAGUACUACAACAGCUGCUUUUACAACAAGUACUACAACAGAUCCUCCUACCACAAGUACUACAAUGGUAGCACCAACAUCAAAUACUACAACAGCUGCUCCAACUACAAACACUACAACGGCAGCUCCAGCCACAAGUACUACAACGGCUGCUCUUACCACAAGUAUUACAACAGCUGCACUAACUACAAGUUCUACAACAUCAGCACCAACCACAAGUACUACAACAGCUGCUCCUACCACAAGUACUACAACAGCUGCUUUUGCCACAAGUUCUACAACGGUAGCACCAACCACAAGUACUACAAAAUCUCCUCUUACCACAAGUAUUACAACAGCUGCUCCUAACACAAGUACUACAACGGCAGAUCCAACCACAAGUACUACAAUAGCUGUUCCUAACACAAGUACUACAACGGCACUUCCAACCACAAGUACUACAACACGUGCUCCUACCACAAGUACUGCAACAGCUAAUCCUAUCGGAAGUAUUACAACAGCUGCUCCUACCACAAGUACUACAACAGCUGCUCCUACCACAAGUACUACAACAGCUGCUUUUACCACAAGUACUACAACAGAUCCUCCUACCACAAGUACUACAACGGUAGCACCAACCACAAGUACUACAACAGCUGCUCCAACUACAAGCACUACAACGGCAACUCAAACCAAAACUCCUACAACAAGUACUACAACGGCAGCACCAACCACAAGUACUACAACAGAUGCUCCAACUAUAAGAACUACAACAGCUGCUCCUACCACAAGUACUACAACAGCUGCUUUUACCACAACAACUACAAGUACUACAACAGCUGCACCAACCACAAGUACUUCAACAGCUGCUCCUACCACAAGUACUACAACAUGUGCUUCUACCACAAGUUCUACAACGGUAGCACCAACCACAAGUACUACAACAUCUCCUCUUACCACUAGUACUACAACAGCUGCUCCUGACACAAGUACUACAACGGCAGAUCCAACCACAAGUACUGCAAUAGCUGCUCCUAACACAAGUACUACAACGGCAGCUCCAACCACAAGUACUGCAACAGCUGCUCCUAUCGCAAGUACUACAAUAGCUGCUCCUACCACAAGUAGUACGACGGCAGCACCAACAACAAGUACUACAACAGCUGCUCCACUGCUCCAACAUACAAACAUUACAACGGCUGCUCCAACCACAAGUACUACAACGGCUGCUCUGACCACAAGUACUACAACAGCUGCACUAACUACAAGUACUACAACAUCAGCACCAACCACAAGUAAUACAACAGCUGCUCCUACCACAAGUACUACAACAGCUGCUUCUGCCACAAGUUCUACCACGGUAGUACCAACCACAAGUACUACAACAGCUCCUCUUACCACAAGUACUACAACAGCUGCUCCUAACACAAGUACUACAACGGCAGAUCCAACCACAAGUACUACAAUAGCUGCUCCUAACACAAGUACUACAACGGCAUAUUACAACAGAUCCUCCUACCAGAAGUACUACAACGGUAGCACCAACCACAAUACUACAACAGGUGCUCCUACCACAUGUGCUGAAACAGCUGCUCCUAUCGCAAGUACUACAACAGCUGCUCUUACCACAAGUACUACAAGUACUAAAACAGCUGCUCCAACUACAAGUACUAAAACAGCUGCUCCAACUACAAGUACUACAACAGCUGCUCCUACCACAAGUACUGCUACAGGUGCUCCUACCACAAGUACUGCAACAGCUGCUCCUACCACAAGUACUACAACAGCGACUCCUACCACAAGUACUACAACAGCUGCUCCUACCACAAGUACAACAACGGCAGCAUCAACCACAAGUACUACAUCGGCUGCUCCUACCACAAGUACUACAACAGCUGCACCAACUAGAAGUUCUACAACAGCAGCACUAACCACAAGUACUACAACAGCUGCUCCUACCACAAGUACUACAUCAGCUGCUUCUGCCACAAGUUCUACAACGGUACCACCAACCACAAGUACUACAACAGCUCAUCUUAACACAAGUACAACAACAGCUGCUCCUAACACAAGUACUACAACGGCUGCUUUUACCACAAGUACUACAACAGAUCCUCAUACCACAACGGUAGCACCAACCACAACUGCUUCUACCACAAGUUCUACAACGGUAGCACCAACCACAAGUACUACAACAGCUGCUCCAACAACAAGCACUACAACAGCUGCUCCUAACACAAGUACUACAACGGCAGCUCCAACCACAAGUACUGCAACAGCUGCUCCUAACGCAAGUCCUACAACGGCAGAUCCAACCACAACUCCAACUACAAGCACUACAACGGCAGCACCAGCCACGAGUACUACAACAGCUCUUCCUACCACAAGUACUACAACAGCUGCUCCAACUACUAGUACUAAAGACUGA